AUGCACAUUGGUAAUACACAUGUGUUUGCUUUAGUCGAUUCUGGAGCAGAUAUUAGUGUAAUGAAUCCUGCUAUGAUUAACAAGUAUUCAGACCUCCAGAAAUUAACAGUUCUUGCAUUAGACAGAGGAUACAUGUGUACAGCAACAAAUGAGCAUACAGAAAUAACUGGUAUGAUAUUCAUGAUAGUUAAAAUCAAUGGUAAAAAUGCAAACUGUAAAAUAUAUUUGAACCAAAACAAUUUGAGACUUAUCGAUAGAGAUGCUUUUGCUGAACUUAUUAAACUUGAAAUCAUAUACAUGCACAGCAACAAUCUAGUUGAAAUAAAGGACAACGCCUUUCAGGAAAUGUGGUUCUCGCUACAGGUGUUAUAUUCUGAUUAUUUUAGUCUCUGCUGCACUGUUGGUGAUAUUGAUCACUGCGAGCCCAUUGAUCUAUUUGCCUCUUGUACAGAUCUAUUGAAGAGGGAAGCUUUGCGGAUCUUGAUGUUGAUUAUUGGAAUAGCCGCCCUCCUUGGCAACUUAGUUGUUAUCAUUCGGCGAGUAAUUGAAAAUGACUUUAAUGUCCAAUCCAUACUCAUCACUAAUCUUGCAGUCUCUGACUUGCUGAUGGCGGUUUACAUGAUAGUCAUAGCAGGAGCUGAUAUGUACUACAGGGGGAGGUACGCACGGUAUGCAACAAUUUGGAAAACCAGUUUCCUUUGCAGUUUUGCCGGGUUUAUCUCAACAUUGUCCAGUGAAUGUUCGGUUUUCAUCUUGAUGAUUAUGAGUUUUGACCGUGCAGUAACCAUUGCCUAUCCAUUCAGCACCAAAAGGCUUAAUCGUAAAAGAUGCAUUAAAAUCAUGGGUAUUGUUUGGUUGACUGUUAUUACUAUCAGUAUUCUUCCUGUUUGCAACCGUCUAAGCUUCGUCAACAUACCGUAUUUCGAAGACAACUACUACGGGCGACAAAGUGUGUGUUUGGCACUACCGCUAACAGCUGACCGAUCCCCAGGCUGGCAAUAUGCUAUAACAAUUUUCCUGGCAUUCAACUUCUUCAGUUUUACCGUCAUUGCAGGGAGUUACAUCUCAAUUUAUAUAUCCGUAAAGCGAACGGCAUCGACGGUAAAUAGAGGUAAGAGGCGAGCGGAGGAGAUCAAGAUGGCAACAAAGAUGGUAAUAAUCGUCUUAACAGAUUUCAUGUGUUGGUUUCCAAUUAUCUUGAUGGGAAUUGGAUCGGAAGCUGGUGCCUGGAAACUUCCUGAUGAAAUUUACGUUUGGUCUGCGACAUUCAUUAUCCCUAUCAAUUCCUCACUAAAUCCAUAUCUUCAUACCAUUGCAUAUAUGUUUAAGAAGAAGAAAAAUACACCUGCACAUAUUAAUUAUUAAGGCGUUUCAUUUAAA
Anneissia japonica is the source of this 1380-nucleotide messenger RNA. Its product is annotated as G-protein coupled receptor GRL101-like. Gene Ontology annotation, cellular component: membrane. Lineage: Eukaryota; Metazoa; Echinodermata; Crinoidea; Comatulida; Comatulidae. Gene Ontology annotation, biological process: G protein-coupled receptor signaling pathway; proteolysis. The coding region runs from base 1 to 1365 and encodes 454 amino acids. The transcript has 4 exons. Gene Ontology annotation, molecular function: aspartic-type endopeptidase activity; G protein-coupled receptor activity. The record is from RefSeq and is a predicted model, not a curated record.